Messenger RNA from Aspergillus saccharolyticus JOP 1030-1, 1931 nucleotides. RefSeq lists its product as uncharacterized. Gene Ontology annotation, molecular function: hydrolase activity, acting on glycosyl bonds. The transcript has a single exon. The coding region runs from base 399 to 1493 and encodes 364 amino acids. NCBI's taxonomy places the organism in Eukaryota, Fungi, Ascomycota, Eurotiomycetes, Eurotiales, Aspergillaceae. The record is from RefSeq and is a predicted model, not a curated record.
GUCUGAUCAAGAGUGUCUGAUCAGCGAGAAAACCAUGAAUGAACGCAAUGAACCUCCCACCACGAAAAUAUUGCUGAAAUCCGUGCUUACCGAAGAUGAAGCACGCGAUUAGAUCGCUUGUCGCUUGUUUUUGCCGGCUCUCCAGAGCUCGGAUUGAUCGUACAUUGGGAAGUUUCUGGCGACCACCUUGAACCAUUCUUUAAAAGGGGCCCAUUCCCUCUCGGAAUUAUCUUUGCGAAAGAGGCUUUGGAACAUCUGGAUCAAGUCGCUCGUUUGACAUCUCCUGUCCGGAUCCAGCAUCCCUCCUCUCGUUUCAUCCUCGCCUUGCUUGGCACAUUUACCGUACUUCGCUCCUUUCCCCGGACAUCCACGGCAUACAGUACAAGUGGGAUCCCGAUAUGCAGAUGACCCUCAAAGCAGCGGUGGUGGGCUUCUUCGUGACCACUGUCUCUGCCAUCAGUGGUGGGGUCUGCACCUACAGCUACCCACAGGCGGUCCAGAAUCCCUCCUUCGAAGAUGGAACCACGGACUGGACUAUUGCGAAUGGAGCUGCGGGCAGUGUGUACGACACUUUCUGGGAUACGAGCGCUCCUGAUGGCAACUACGUCUUAGCGAUCAACGGCGACCUAGCCUCCAACGGCCUCUCACAGACACUGACUGGCCUGGUGGUGGGCGACGCCUAUACCUUCGGCUUGUCCUGGCAGCUAAUAUCCGUUGGCACUGGAACUUGUGUUUUGGGCGUUUAUAUGGACUCCGCAGCACCUAGCAAUUUGGUCGCAUUUGGCGCGCUCACCUCGGUGAGCAGUGCCUGGACACAAAUCACCGGCCAGUGGACGGCCACCAGCACCACCCAUCAGUUGCUACUAGAUUUCACUUGCUCGGGUGAACGCUUCGCGGAUGCUUCCGAAGUCAACUUUGACGAUAUCACCUUGACUGGUCCUGUUCAAGUCACUUGCUCGGUACCCCGCGUGGACUCAUCCUCGUCGACGCCAACCCCGACUCCAUCCUCCAUCCCUGCGACCGUUGCCUCUUCGAGCAGCGUGAUCGCGGUGUCGACUCCGACCUCGACUCCAUCCUCCAUCCCCGCGACCAUUGCGUCUUCGAGCAGCGUGAUUGCGGUGUCGACUUCCCAUGGUUCCAGCGCUGUACCGGUCCACAGCAGCUCCGCCCCAGUGCCGUCGAAGAGCCUGUCCUCGAACUCCGUCAUCCCACCCUCCCCCAUCUCCUCGCUCUCUUCGUUAUCGGUCCCUGUGAUCGCUACGCCUGUGGCCACUCCAUCCAGUCAAGCACGUGUCGGACCUAGCUCAAGCGCGCCUCAGUCGAGCUCGAUUCGGGUUCCGGUCUCGUCCAGUGCUGUGUCAGGCGCAGUUAUCCCGCACCGCACUCCCACCACUACGCCCAUAGCCAGCAGCGCCGAAGAUCUCGAGGUGGUCACUUCCACGAUCUACGCCACCGUGACGGCGACGAUUCAUGCGUGUUCUCUGGAGUUAUGAUUGGCCAAUCCGUUGUACUGGGUUGAUUAAGUCGAUCAGGUCUCCAUUGAUCCGCGAGUCCAGUAACUGUAAAACAUGGCGGUCGUCAUUGACAAAACGAUGCACGCUGAACAUAUAAUUUUUCUCUACUACUACGAACGUUUAUUAUAUUUGCGUUGGGACGGUCUUCUUAACUUAAGAUCCGAAGGGCGUUUCGGGGCCGACGGUACCCUCCGAGAUAUCUUCUUCGAUGAUACCGCUCUGUGCACUACCCAGCCAUUGUCAGCCAUUCCAUUCUCAAGCCUCUUAUCACGUCCUUCCAUGUGGAGUCUCUGACUUUUUGGUACCUAUGUAUUAUACUCAUCCACAUGCCUAGCUGAUGCAUCCAGAUCACUAUUGACAUCUUUUUGUGGACCCCCAGCUACGUUAGACUCGUCCCGCUUGAAAUAAGGAUACCGU